Molecule: messenger RNA, 1330 nt
Organism: Jaminaea rosea
Lineage: Eukaryota; Fungi; Basidiomycota; Exobasidiomycetes; Microstromatales
Product: PGAM-domain-containing protein
Exons: 2
Coding region: 78-1127 (349 amino acids)
Source: RefSeq, a predicted model, not a curated record
GGCCGGCCCCACCGGUCCAACACUUCCUACCUUUCCCCCCCCUCACGGCCCUGUCCUCUCCUACGCCCACCUCGACCAUGCUCGACACCCUCUACAUAACACGACACGGGUUUCGUAUGCCAUGGCGAGGCAAUGAGGUGAAUCUCUCCCCAACGGGUCGACCACGCGAUCCCGUAUUGACUGCUCACGGGGUAGAUCAAGUCAAAUUGCUCGCUGAGCAUUUCAUGAGCUUGCCCGAGGAGCAAAGACCUCAAGGGAUUGUCAGUAGUCCGUACUACCGGUGUGUGCAGACUAGUGAGCCUACAAGCAAAGCAUUGGGACUGCCGAUCCAUAUUGAGCCGGGUCUGGCUGAAUGGUUCCCUCCUGUCGUGCCCUCGACUGGCCCACAUCCGAUCCCCAUGCGGGCCUCGACCGCUGCUCAAUACUCUGACCACGUAGCUCCUGCCUCCGAAUGGGCCCCGCUUGCGUACCCAUCACGACAGGGCGAGAGCAUCGAGGAGCUCCAUGCGCGGGCGAGAGGGGUGGUCAAGUUGAUCGAGAGGAGGUGUGAGGAGCGUGGUUGGAAGCGGGUGCUGCUGGUCAGUCAUGCUGCGACGAUCAUUGCGUUGGGUAGGGGUCUGCUGGAUCAUGGCGAGGGGAAUGAGGAGGCGGGGCCAUCAACACCAAAGACGGACUGGAGCACAGGCUCAGGCAGGGAAAUCGGAGCAGGCACAGCUGGGCUCAGCCUCUACGUGCGUCCAGACAGCCCUUGCCUCCCCCUCUCCUCAACGCACUAUACCACGUCCAGCCCCACUGCCGUCCUCCCACCUCAUCCCUCCUCAACCUGGCAACAACUGCUCAACGGCUGGUGUGGCCACCUCCCGAACGGCGUCGAGAGGGAGUGGACUUUUGCCGAUAUACCGGGCAAUGUCGAGGAGCCUGGAAUGGGCAAGGACGGCAAGUGGGUCGACGAGGAGAUGCCUGAUGGUGGUGAGGAGGGGAUGAAGCGGCUGGAGGAGGCGCCUUUCAGGAUUUUGAGGGAGGGUCGGGAGAGCAGGCGAGGAGGCGCAAGGCGGCCAGUGGAAGGGGAGAGAGCUACGAUGCCGCGGAUGGAGGGCGAGGCAGAGGCCCCAAGGUCCAAAUUCUGAUGCGCAAGGUGCCGUAAUGACAAGAGUCACGAGACAAGCAAGCUCGAUACCCAUUGAUCUCGAUUAAUAACAAAGCAUACACUUUCCCUCUUCCCAUGGCCUACUUCAUCGCCCCCACGAACGCCUGAAUCCUGGCCGUGUCCUUCCUCCCAUCCUCGCCUUCAACGCCUGAGCUGGUAUCAACAGCCAGCACCUGCACGCCC